This is a messenger RNA of Anolis carolinensis (green anole), 1002 nucleotides long. RefSeq names its product claw keratin. Gene Ontology annotation, molecular function: structural constituent of cytoskeleton. Bases 81 to 608 code for a protein of 175 amino acids. Lineage: Eukaryota; Metazoa; Chordata; Lepidosauria; Squamata; Anolidae. Gene Ontology annotation, cellular component: intermediate filament. The transcript is spliced from 2 exons. The record is from RefSeq and is a predicted model, not a curated record.
CUUCCACAGCUCUUCUUUCCUUCCUUCUGCUUCUUAAGGUCUUCUCCUUGACCAACCAGAUCUCACCCCAUCGCAUCAAGAUGAGCUACUGCCAAUCUGUGUGUGAUGUACCUUGUGGCGUCAGCUACGGCUACGGUGGUGUCGGCUCUUGUGGAGUAGUCCCAGUAUAUGGUGGUGGUGCCCUUUCUGGAGGAUGGGGUGCUGGUGGUGCCCUCUCCAGAGCUGGAGGUUGGCUUGGCCAAGGCCCAGUGGCUUGCAGCGGCCAACUUGCAGGGUCCGAGGUUGUGAUCCAGCCCCCUGCAUCUGUGGUGUCCAUUCCAGGGCCAGUUAUAUCCACGGGUGACCCAGCUGUUGUCUCGGCAUACAGUCCCUGUACCGGAUAUGGCUAUCCAGCCCUGGGCUCUGGUGGUGGAUUUUCUAGUGGAUCUUCCUCUGGAGGAUAUGGCCGGUUAGGAUACAGUGGAAGAUAUGGUGGUGGAUACGGCGGAGGAUAUGGUAGCGGAUACUGUGGAGGAUAUGGUAGCGGAUAUGGAGGAUAUGGUCGCUGGAGAAGAUAUUCCCAGAAAUGCAUCCCGUUUUACCGUUCUGGCAGCUGUGGACCUUGCUAAACAAUAAAGAACCCCUGGAAGGAAUGACAUGGCUAUGAAGAUCUAGGACUUGGAGGAUGCCGUACUUUGCUAGCUUUCAGAAAUGCAGAGCAGCCAUGUUUUCAGCUCUAACUAUGGUCAGAAAUAUGGGUGCUACUUGUAUAUCAUAACUGGUUACUUUCCCAUUUUCCUCUUGUAUAUUCUCUUCUUUCUUUCAGUGUUGAUUAUUAUAGGUCACCACUGUCUUUCCACACUUCUUUUAAAGCCACCUUCUUGAGUAGAUUUGAAAAAGUCUCCAGCUGUUCUUUUGAUGGAUGGAUUUUGCCUUAGCAAUUCAUUGUCAACUCUUGGUUUUGUAAAUUCUCCUGUUCCUCUUGCCUACCUUCAUUCUCAAUAAAGCUCAAUGUUGCAUCAA